GUUUACAUACAUGACAUUGACCUUCAUUGCCAAUAUCGGAAAAUGACAGAACUGAGAAGUGAAAAUGAAACUUAAGACAACAGGGUGAAAUGACCAAGUGCUGAACCAUGUUGCCAAGAUGUGCACUACCACUACCCAUGGGAUUUUCCCCAGCAAGUCCAUUAUCAACAUCAUGCGCAACAAGUCGGGCCGAUAUAUUUCGCCAGGCCAUAGAAGUGUUAAGUGUUUGGCAUGUGUACCGAAGGUUCAGGAAAGCAGACAUUUUAUCUGGUGGACGAGGCCGAAUUGGCGGGGAAAGGAAGUGACAGUGUUGUGAGCAUGGCCCACCACUACUUUCAGCACAAUGGCGUCGGUGAAAAACAUGCUGAGAUGACUUCAAUCCACGAAGCCUUCUCAAAGAAAGGGAAUGGGCCCUAUUGCACCUUGUUUAACGUCAAGGUGGUGUCACAUGGGGAGGUGGUUACAUACCGGCCAGAACAGAGAGGACAGAAAGUCUCAGGUGGUGGCAUUCAGUGAUGGCAUUGACUGCAUCUUGGCCUAGGUCAAGACGGCAGUUAAUUUCCUAAGUGCGAGUCAGGGGCUUCAUUAGCGUUCGUGACUGCAGGAAUUAAAGUGCCACCCCUGGAAUUCCACAGCCAUUGGGGAUGCGCUAUGAAUCCACAAGCUGCUGCAGCAGUGCCUUUGGACAAAGCACUUCAAUCACCCCAAAAGACCAGGGUCUCCGUUUCAGGGAAGAAUAUUCAGGAGGUGGCUGUCUGCACUGUUAAAGUGUGCGAUGAAGAUGUGGCCAUAAAGGUCAUCACUCUGGAAGCGGAUUCUCAGAGGGCCAAGGUGACUCUAUGGAGAGAGUCAGAAACAUCAGAUGUGAGGCCGGGUGACUUCAUGACGAUCACGGAUGUGGUGACUUUAAACCACUAUAAGGGGAAACCAUCCCUUUCCACCACAAACAGAUCAACACUGAAGAUAUAAAAACCUGCUGACAGAAGAUGAGAUGAGCAAAAGAGUACGGGAAUCACGCCGCUUCUUAGCUCGGUACAAAAAGGAAGGAAAAUCUUGAGAAGAUAGUCACUUGUGGUGAAUCCUCAGACUGUUUUAUUACGACUCUGAGAAAAAACAGCAAAGCAGUCAAUUGAAGACAACAUGUUCCCCACAUUCAAAGGAGGCACGAUCAUCCUGCUCAAUAGGAAAGCAAAUGUUCAUUGUCUUCUUUGAUGUGCCCGGUGUUAUUCUACUCCAUGCCUCUCCGCAUCUGUGACGGGUGCUUACAAUUCAAAUGUUUUGUGGCGUGACUUGUACAGGGUGAUGGCAUUAAAGAGACCAAAGGCGUUGCAUGAUAGGUGGAUUCUCUACCAGGAUAAUGCACCAGCACAUAGAUCAUAAGAGGCCCAGACUACCGCGACAAUCAACUUGAAGCGGAGAUCCUUCCCCGUCCCCUUAUUCGCUGGACCUAGCACCAUGCGAUUUUGCCCUAUUUCUGAAACUUAAAUGCGAACUAAGAUGGAGGAAGUCAAAUGCAGAGACAAUUGGAGAAGUAGCUGCGACUGUGUCCAGGUGAUCACGGACUGUGGUCAUAACAUUCCUCAACUUCAAACAGACCAGGCCUUGUGCAGUGUAGAGAGUUUGCUGCAUCAGUUGUUGUAAAGUUUGCAUUGCUGAAAAAUAAUGCAGUCGUCGUACCUGGACUCCCAUCAAAGGAAUGUCGUUAACAGACCACCUGUCCAGAUCAAGACCGUGUAGUUCUUGGCCAGUGUAACAGUGUAACCCAGAAGGGAGACAAGUUCAAGCCGGGGUCGGUGCAGCAUGUACAUCCGCCUGUCUCUUCCAGAUCUUUGACAGGGAAGGUUGCUAAAGAGUGGGACAACAUUGCCAUCCCAGAGGGAUUCAAUUGUAACGUCAUUAUCGUUGAGGACAGGCCGCUCCUCAUCUUCGGAACCGUGCUUCACGUUGUGUAUGUGAAUGGAACAUUCAAGUUACGUUGACAUUGACUUGCUACAAUAUGUAUAUAUAGUGUCAUAGCUCAAAUCUAUUCUACAAAAUCAUAAUAAAGUGGUAAACUUGAGUGAUUUUAAAUAGAACAAGAAGGGCAUUUUCGUUGUGAUCCGACACCUAAAAGUGAAAACCAGAUUUUGGAAUAUCUCGGCUUAUAUGCAGUCUACAGUGAUGAAAUGUCACACAAAAGGUCCUUUGGGUAUAGGAACUUAGUAUCUAACAGGAUUUUAUCAAGGUUUAUUGAAGAGUGUCAUGGACAGCUGAAACUUUUCAGGACACAAUAUGCAAAUUAAGAAUAUAUUGUGUGGGCCGGCUUGGUGAACAAAACCACAAGAUGGCUAUGUUUCUGUUUGGGACAUUAAAGUAAAGCCAGCAGCCGUCUACUAGACUGCAUGAUUCAUCUCUUUAUAACGGAUGUCAUAGCUUUCCAGAUUCUGCCAAGGGCGUAGCUCUGGUGCACUGGGCCGAUUUUCCAGCCAUGUGGAAUCUACAUUUCCAGCUGAAUUGGGACUUGGACUAAUAUCAGACUCCUUAGCAGCAUGCAUGCCGGUUGCUGAAGCCAUGGAGGUGUUUCCAAGGACAAUAACCUUUGCUGGUCAAAACAUGGUCUAGACUAUGGAAUUCCAUUCUUGCUCUCAGGCAAGGAUUUACUGAGAAAGGAAUACCGUCUCCAUAAAAAUGAAGAUUUUAGUCAACUCUGUAGUAUCCAAGAGAGGCUACUACAGCUGUUGGAUCAUGAUGAAGAACAGUGACGAGGGAUCCAUUCAAUCUGCUUAUUGCAGUUGCAAAGGAGGGUAAUGGUCUAAUUUACUAGGCAAACCUAUUCCUGCCUCACAACUUGAGACUUCAAUUAUGGUGGAGCCCAGCACACAGACAGCAAUGCCACUGUAUUCGCCAUUGUCUGAUGAGUAUCCAGUGCCAGAUCCUAACGAUUUCCUUGAAAAAGUGAAAACUCUUCAACCAACAGCCUGCGGAUUACGUGCCAUGUAUGACUGCUCAUAUAAAAAGAAUUGUACUUCAUCACCUCUGAGCGUCAAAACACCAAUGGAAAGAGCUGAACAAUUUAUGAAGGAACAUAUAUGUGAAAAUUUAUCUUGUAACUGUUCUAAUAUAUUUAUGUAUUAUUAUCUUACUUAUUCAGAGAAUGAAUGUGAGCAAAUUGAACAAUUAACAAGAGGUCAAUCAAAAAAUAAUAACUGGCAUCGGAUGAGAAAAGGACUAUUAACUGCAUCCAAUUUUCAUAAAAUUACACAUUCAACUGAUUUAAAUCGAACAGCAAUUGCGUUACAAAAAAAUUCAGUGUUUGCAGAAAACUCUAUUCCAGACUCCAUAUUAUUUGGGCAGCGAUUUGAAAAUAAAGCCCGUGACAUUUUUAUAAAGACACAUAGGUUUAAACAUAAACAUUGUUCUGUAAAAGUUCCUGGGCUAGUUGUUUCUAAUGAAGACCCAAUUUUAGCUUGUUCACCAGAUGGAAUAGUUGAUUGCAAAAUAUGUGGGAAAUUUUUGAUUGAAAUAAAGUGUAUGUAUAAAUAUAAGUGUUUUCACCCAAAAAAUGCCUUGAAACUUUCAAAUGUUUGUGUUGAAGAUGAAAACAAUAAUUUAACAUUGAGGCGUUCACAUACAUAUUUUGACCAAGUACAAGGACAAAUGGGAGUAACUGGCCUCACAAAAUGUGUGUUGGUUGGGUACACACACGAAGGCAUUUGUUCCAUAACAGUUGACUUUGACGAGUCAUUUUGGAAUAAUUCUAAAAAUAAAUUGUUUAAGUUUUACACUGAUGCAUACUUUCCACUUUUGAAAAACAUAUGCUGUACAAAUUGAAGGACUAAUGCCUUGUCUGUGUUCAUCUCAUGUAGACAGCAUAACUGUUUUAUUACAACUGUUGUUUAGAACAUAUGUUAAAAGAAUUGUUGCUCUUGUGAGAUCAAUUUAUAUCUUUAAGGUAUAUGGUGCACAAAUGGCAUUCCUGUAUUUUUCCAUCCAUUUGAUAUUGAUGCCUUGUGAUACCAUUAUUUUGGUAUAAUUUGUACACCAAGUAUAUUGCUUUCCUGAUAUUCAAACAUGAAAACCAUGAAAGGCAAU
Mya arenaria is the source of this 4071-nucleotide messenger RNA. RefSeq lists its product as uncharacterized. The transcript is spliced from 17 exons. Bases 2842 to 3810 code for a protein of 322 amino acids. Lineage: Eukaryota; Metazoa; Mollusca; Bivalvia; Myida; Myidae. The record is from RefSeq and is a predicted model, not a curated record.